Messenger RNA from Paraglomus brasilianum, 3882 nucleotides. Lineage: Eukaryota; Fungi; Glomeromycota; Glomeromycetes; Paraglomerales; Paraglomeraceae. The record is from the annotation of a GenBank genome assembly.
AUGAUUCGCCCAAACGACGCGUUAACUGUAGAGACGGACGAAGAGUUACUAAAGCUCCAAGAAGAAUUCUUUCGGAACAAAGAGUCACCGGCGGCAAGAGUAAUCAAACAGAGUAAGCCACCAGUCGUACAACAAGCUAUAAUUGAUAAUAAUGAGGGUAACAAAGAGCCUGAAGAAGACGUCCAGAGUUCGCCCCUCACUACAAACAUUAUAGGCGCAGUGAUCGAAAGAACCGCUACUGGCGUUGUUCUGCCCCCGUCAUCUUCGACGGCUGGCUCUUUUAAAGGUGGCUUCCCUGAACCCACUCACCGAAGCCGAUUUCGAAAAAAGAGAAAUGAAAUCAAUCUGGAAAGUCAAGUUGCAGGAGAGAACCAUGAUCACACGCUUCAAUCUUCCUAUGAGGGGCAGCAAUUUCCUCAAUCCGUCUAUGAAGAAAUACAUCAAGAAAAUUUACAAAGACUGGAAAAUAUGUCUUUGGAUGAAAUUCUUGAAGCGCAAGCAAUGCUUCGACAAACACUUUCACCAGAAGUCUUAAAAAGACUAUCGUCUAAGCGUCCCAAAGCCACAAGACAUUCAGAUGAUGUUGCGAUGGAAAUUGAUCAAGAAGAUGAUUCAAUGCCGUUAGCAAUGAAGGAAAAGUAUUUUUCAGACAUUCCAGCCGAAUUGGACAAACUAGAAUGGAUGGGCGUAACUAACACAGGCGCAAAAUCUUCUUCUUCUUUACGUUAUGAUGAGAAAGUUCGCCCGCAUGUAGCUACUGCGGCAGACCCUCCAGCUGCUUCAUUUAGAUUUGAUUUCAGAGGUAACCUUGUCGAAAAGAACGCUGAAGUGCCUGUUUUUGUGGGUCUUCAUCAUCAUGGUGACGAUCCUGAUCAACCAGGAUAUACUCUUGCAGAAAUGUUUCAUUUGAUGAGGAGCCAAGUACCAAGUCAACGAGUGAUUCCAUUGAAUGUUGUGUCCAGGAUUCUCCGUAAGGUUCGAAAUAAUCACUAUGGUGACAAUGUUAGUCGUGAUAUCAGUUCCUGGAUGAUUAAAAUGAAAGCGUUUUUGUAUUUGAGAACUGCUUUAGACGAUACAUUCGAGACUGUGCUAGUUGCAGCCAUUGAUGCCCUAGCAGCAUGGGUAAUCGGUGAUAAUAAAGAAUUCACUGAAGAAGAACAUAUCUGGGAUCGUUCUGAUAGUUUGCAUCGUGGUUAUCAAAGUAUAUGUCUACAACCUCGGAAGCAAUCACAUGUUAUGAAGCAGUUCGGUAUGGAAUUAUCAAUGAAUGGUUUUGGAGUAAACGAUGAUGAUGAUGAUGGCGAAAGCACAGAACAUCAUAUUAACCUAACGUCAAGGGAUCUAGUCGCUGGACUAUUAGCUAUGGGCAUUCAACUACGUUUUCAGUAUCUAUUAAGGGCCGAGAAUUUGCCUUUGAUCGCUGAGAAGCAAAUGUUGCAAAUUUUGUUGCGAUUUACUCGACAUUCGGUUGAUGCGGCCGAAGCAAUCGCCGACUGUCAUGGCCUCCUAGAGAUUCUCCAUCGAAAAUAUAUCAGCAUAUCAUGGCCAUUGACCAAUUUUGAAGAGAUGAAUAUAACAGGAUACAUGACUAUACUGGCCAUCAGACUCUGGCAAACAUUGUGUACGGCAUCGAUUAGGAUAAGUCGUGAUCUUAUUGAAAAUAAUUACGUGGAAACUUUGUUGAGGUAUUUAGUAGUGGAUCCAUCUUCAUUAUCGACUGAUUUUGAAAGGCUUAUUGGAUAUGAGAUUGUUAAGGAAGUUCUUAUGACAUACCGGUGCCUUGCUGCCCACGGACUAUAUCGCAGUAUUUUAUCUGAAGCAUAUACAAUUCUUAGAGGUUGGAUCAUGAGUACUGUUUAUUCACUGAAAAUGUUUUGGGAAUGGGAAACAUCUGAUGACGAUAGCAUAAUGCAACGUAAAUUAGAUAUUGCCAUAGCCUUUUUUUCAUUAAUGGAGACGUUGAUGCAGCGGUCGGAUUCUGAUAAAGAUAAUAAUCAAGUCGGUGCUCGUCCUAGUGAAUUUGUGCACGAUGCAAUCGAGUUAUUACAGAGAUGGACAGCAUCUGCUCCAGAUAUGAACGCGUCAGUUAUGGAUGAUGUUAAUACCAGCUAUGUCGAAAAAUCAUUUGUUUUGAUUUCACGCACUACUGGAUAUUUAGCUGCAUGGAGCCAAUAUUUGAGUAAUUAUAAUGUUACAGAUAUGAGCAAAAUAAAGAGAAUGUGGGAAUAUUUGGCUUUAGGAGAAGAGAAACCAACAAAUCUACAAGAAGUUAUUAUUACGCGACUGCGCAACCUUCUAUCGUCGAGUGCGCUGCUUAACAUAGAAUCAUGGGAAUUACCUAAUUUGCCCGGAGUCUAUAAUCCAAACAGAUUAAAGAGCGUGCGGUACAUUCUUUCAAUCUCAACCGCUUGCGAUGCUCUUUUCACUCGAUUAUCGUUAAUACGCUGUAUUCUUCAGUUAUUCCCCGAAGAUGCACAGAUUUAUUCGUCGACUCUAAACAUUCUUACUAGGAAUGAGAUUUUAAAUUUAUUACAAUGCUCUCUAACUUAUACGCCCAGUGGGCGUUGGUAUGAUUUCUUUGGUCGAUGGAAAACUUAUUUACAUCAUGAAUGGAUCUGUUGUUUGAAGCUUAUUGUCGAUAAUAAUCAUGUGCAUUUGGAUGAUACCAGAGGCAAAUAUUUGCAGAUGAUCGCACUGAACGCUUUUGCGUUGGUGCCACAUGUUCUACCGGGAGAUGAACAGAUUGCUUUAACAACUGUAGAGCAGAUGUUCGACGCCUUGGCUAAAUCAACUCAAUUGUUGGAUUUAGAUUUCCAAGAAUGCCAGAAGCUCUGGCCUUUCUAUAGAAACCGGAUCAUUAAUGGUAACCCAUCAGAAGAUAGCAGUAAUUAUUUCAACCAGCAACACUUUUUAAUUAGUCUAGAUGCUAAACAUAAUGGGCUACCUCUGUCAAAGGGUUGGAUAUUCAUUCCGAUAGAUGAGUUUUACUCUAAAGCUGAUAUUGUUGUUGAUGAUGAUGUGAAGAAAGAUACAAUUCAACAUUGUCUAACACUUGCAUGGCAAGUUUUGGGUUUAUAUGAUCUGCAUCAGGAUAUUGUGGACAUGCCCAUUAAUCCAGCCAUAACGGUGAUAUCAUUGAUGAAAAUAUUUCUAAUAGAGGGGGAAGUAUAUCGGAAUUCGUCAGUUGAACUAUGGAUCGAAAAAAUCUUGAAUUAUUAUAUUCUCAAGGAUAACGAGACAAUUGAUUAUAGUUCGUCAACCACUACUUUCUUAGAAACUGCGGCAGAGUCUGUCUUGCGUAUUCCAUUUUAUCAACUGUUCACUGAUUUUACUGCCGCGUAUGCUGCCGAAUCACUUGGACACAGACAAUUUGCUCGUCUGGUAUUGACUCCGCUAAGUGGGUUAUAUUCUGUAGAGUACAAGAUGCUCGUAUGGAGUGAAUUAUAUGAUGUGCUGGGGACCAUCUCAGUGACAUACGAAGAAGUCAUAUGCAUAGGCGAAUCUUCUAUUCAAGGAUUCCAUGCUUAUUUCUGGCCUAUAGAAACUAACAGGGCUGUACUAGAGAAUUUUGUACGAGCGUUAGUUAACUUCAAAAUAUCCAAAGCUUCAACACCGUUCUUGUAUUGGAUGGUUAUACAUCAUUUAUCUGGUUUCAUAUUCUGGAGAAAGCGUACCAACCAGAAUGACGAAAGUUUCAGAAUCGUAAUAGCAAGAGCAGUCUAUACUAGAGCUGACCAAGGUAUAAUUAAUGAUUGGAUUGGGUACACGGAAAAGAACUUUCAAAAUGAUAGAAUACUUGUAUCAAUGCCUGAAUGUUUCGGUGAAGUCGAGAGCUCUCAAAGGGAAUCAAGGAUAGAUUGGUUGAAGAGCAUUUGUGAAUAA